This is a messenger RNA of Cervus elaphus (red deer), 2443 nucleotides long. It is a transcript of the gene TREM1, whose product is annotated as triggering receptor expressed on myeloid cells 1. Gene Ontology annotation, biological process: chemokine production; cytokine production involved in immune response; neutrophil-mediated killing of gram-negative bacterium. Bases 96 to 782 code for a protein of 228 amino acids. NCBI's taxonomy places the organism in Eukaryota, Metazoa, Chordata, Mammalia, Artiodactyla, Cervidae. The record is from RefSeq and is a predicted model, not a curated record. The transcript is spliced from 7 exons.
UCCUGUUGUGCAACUUUCUGGAGCCUCUGGGGCAGAGUGUCCCCCUGUAGCUGUGCCAGGAGCCACAGAGCAGUUGGAGUCAGUGCGCAUGAAGGAUGAGAAAGGCCAGGCUCUGGAGGCUGCUCUGGAUGCUCUUCAUCCCAGAAAUCCAAGCUGUCGCUGAAGUAUAUGAGGAGAAAUGUACUCUAGCAGAGGGGCAGACCUUGACCGUGAGCUGUCCUACCAAUACCAACAUGUAUUCCCAAAACCAGAAGGCUUGGCAGAGGCUGAAAGAUAACGGGGAGGUCCAGACACUGGCAAUCACAGAGGGGUCCAGUCAAGUCCAGGUGGGGAAGUACUUCCUAGAAGACAUCCCCAGGGAAGGCAUGCUGCAAGUCCGAAUGAUCAACCUUCAAGUGGAGGACUCAGGACUGUACCAAUGUGUGAUCUUGAGACCCGGCGACCCCAUCAUCCUGUUCCACCCUGUCCGCCUGGUGGUGACCAAGAGUUCUUUGGGACCCCCUGCCUCAGAUGACUAUCCUUGCCAGACGUCUGUUCAGAAUCCCACCCUUCCUCCCAUCACCACCAAGCUCCGUCCCAGGCCCAGGACUGUGACCCAACUCAUCCUCACAUCAACUAAUAGCCUCUCCUCUUCUGGUUUCAUAGUCACUCCCACAAAUGUGACACAUGUCACCAGGGCCCCUGGGAUCAGCAUCGUCAUUCCUGCGGCGUGUGGAAUCCUGAGUAAGACCCUGGUCUUCAUCGGUCUGUUUGCUAUCACGCAGAGGUCAUUUGCAUCUUAGCCACAGGAAUCUACAAGAAUGAUCUCCGACCUCCAUCCGUGUCCACCUGGCAGUUGUGCCUGAAGAGGGGUGUAAGGGGAAGAGGCGGGGGUCAGUGACAUGAGCUGAUCUGUAACUCAGGUGACGUCUAAGGCUCAGGAUCCCACCUUCUUGGCCCUGCUAACUCCCCUCUUUUAACUGAUAACCUUGGACGUGCUUUGUCCCCUCACAAGAGAAGAUACGGCCCCAAACCUGCUCAUUCCACCGGCGGCUCAGGGUUUGCAUUAAAUAAAGACACUCUCUGGGACUUUCCUGGUGGCCCAGUGGCUAAGUCCGAGUUCCCAAUGCAGGGGACCCCCUGGGUUCCAUCCCUGUCAGGGAACCAGAUCCCACAUGCUGCAACGAAGGUGGAAAAUCCCAUGUGCUGCAACUAAGACCUGGCACAGCCAAAUAAACAAAUAACUAAAUAAAUAAAUAUUAAAAAUGAAGACACUGCCUGAUGCUUUUCACUGUCAAGGUCUGUGGGGAUCAUGAGGCACAGAGGCUACAGCUGCUAACUCUCCCUGGACCACAACAUUUUGGCUUGAACUGGACAGAGUUCCCAGUACAGAGGCAUCUUGUUCUCUCAGCUGCCAGGGCUGCCCUCUCCUCUAGAAUCAGAUGUUUCGAUUUCUCCCCUUCAUUUAUGGCCUUUUCCAACACUCCUAGAAGAUUGUUGAAAACCAUGGAGCAAAGAGAAGAUGAGAUGUCAUGGGUUUCUCAACUGCAAACUGACAAUCAAGCCUCCUCAGGGAAGAUGGAAAACACCCAAGUGAGGCAACAGCCUCCAGUAAAUGGAAAAGAUGCUGAAGCGACCAAUGCACAGUGGAUCCAGGGAGCGGGAUGAAGUGGAGGGGGAGGGCUCUGGGGGUGACCAUGGCAACUGCUGCUGCUGCUCCGGGUCUCAGUCUCUUCUGUUCCUGGGAUACUGACAUGAUCAUUCAUUACACAGUGACAUCUGGAAAAUUCAGCUUCCUUGGCAGCCAAAUGCUGACUUUGAAGACUUGAGUGAUACAGUCACUAGCUGCAGAAUGUUGGCACUACCAGAAGCUGGAGGAGGCAAGGACCAGCUUCUUUCCUAUAGUCGCUGAAGACGCUGCAGCCCUACUAAUACCUUGAUCUUGGUUCAGUGAUAUUGACUUCAGACUCCUGGCCUCCAGGACUGCGAGAGAAUACAUUUCUACCAUUUUAAGUCAUCACAUUUGCAGUAAUAGGAAACUUAUUCAGGGUGUGACUGCUCAUGGACAUGGGUGAUGAAAUGUUCUGAAACUGGAUUGUGGUGAUGGUUGCACAACUCAGUGAAUAUCCCCCAAACCACUGGAGUGUACACUCUAAGUGUGUCAAUUUUAUAAUGUGUGAAUUAUAUCUCAAUAAGACUGUUAAAAAAUCUUUGUGACCUUGGGUUAAGCAAAGAUUUCUUAGAUAUAACACCAAGGUAUGAUAAAUAAAAAGUGAUAUAUUGGAGACUCCAUAAAAAUUUACAGCCCUUGCUCUUGAAAGAUACUAUUAAGAAAAUAAAAAACACAGAUUGGGAAAAAUAUUUGCAAAACACAUAUUUGAUACAAGACCUAUUAGACUAUAUAAAGAGUCCUCAAAUUCAAUAAGAAGAAAACAAACAAAUAAAAAAUUAAGAUUUGAACAGA